Molecule: messenger RNA, 1332 nt
Organism: Nakaseomyces glabratus
Lineage: Eukaryota; Fungi; Ascomycota; Saccharomycetes; Saccharomycetales; Saccharomycetaceae
Gene: OPY2
Product: Opy2p
Source: RefSeq, a predicted model, not a curated record
AUGAGUUCUGUAUCGCAGUCCGUGUCUAUACCGCAGCCUUCACAGACGUACAGCCGGGGUGCUGACGGUUGUGUGGUGUGCCCCACUUCCGUGGCGUGUCCUACUUGCGCAGAGGACGAGAACUGUGUGCUCACGGCGCUGACCUGUGACACAUGCCCUUACACAUACUGUGCGAAGAAGUCCAGUCUCGCGAUCGGGAGUCUCUCCGGCGUGGACGCCAACGGUAACGCCCUGAAUGCGACGAACAGCUCUGGGAGCUCGACGAACUCCCACAAGGGCCGUGUGAAUAUACCGGGGAUCGUGUCCGGUAGUGUUGUCGGGUUCCUUGUGCUGGUGCUGGUGCUGGUGAUAGUGUACUUCUGGAAGAGAAGGAAGCGGUUCGCCAGGGAGGGCAAGCUGCGUGCGUACAAGCUGAGCAGGGGCCGCAGGGGCCCCAACAGGGUCGGUGGUAAGAACAGCGGGGAUGGCGAAGACGGCGAAGAUGGUGCUGGAGGUGAUGGGAUCAAAUGGGACUCCGACAUUGAGAACGAGCUGGAUGAUGAUGACCUAGACCUGGAUAUAGACGACGAUGACGAUGACGAAGAUGACGACGACGACGAAGACGACGAAGACGAUAUCGAUGACGGGGCGGGACCAAGACACCUGUAUGCUGCCCAGCCUCAUAUGCGACAACGGCUGAAAGACAUAGUGGAGGAAGGAGAUGACAUGAAUGUGAGCGGUCCCGUGGGUCUAGAUGCGCUGCGGAAUGGUCAAACAGUGGAGCAGUUCAGGCUGAGGCCCAUGCGUCCGUUGAAGGCAGCGAGCGACGCACAGAGUAUAUACAGUAACAACACAGUGCACACGAAGGCGUCGUCGAAUGUGUUGCCGAUUGCUUAUAUUCCGGGUGUUACCAUCAACCAGAUGCAACCGCAUGUGAAGCCUGGAUAUAGGCCGCACAGUCGUGCUGUGAGGGGCCGGCUGAACCACGACGACGUGCGCUCACACAUCACAUUGGGGUCGUCUAUACUGGGUAGCGAGGACAACUUUGACCUCGAGUUUGACCAUAGUGUCACUCCGGUUCCAGUGAAGCCGGAGAUGGAGAAAGCGGAGAAGCCUGCCACGAACCUGACCACUGCGAUACGUGCCAAGCCUCGGCUAAUAACAAUCGAUGGCAAGGACCCACAAGACGCCAGUGAAGGUAUGCCAGAAGAGACGCAAGAUGUGCAAGUGCCAGAGCAGCACGAUGAUGUGCAUAGCAGUGGGUCCAGCACGGAGAGUUUCACCAUAGACCUGGACAUAUCACUGCCGGAAGACGAGUCGCCCUUUGGAGACCAGCACCAGAUAGUUAACUAA